Messenger RNA from Syngnathus acus (greater pipefish), 2505 nucleotides. RefSeq names its product pyruvate dehydrogenase kinase, isozyme 3a (gene pdk3a). NCBI's taxonomy places the organism in Eukaryota, Metazoa, Chordata, Actinopteri, Syngnathiformes, Syngnathidae. The transcript is spliced from 11 exons. Gene Ontology annotation, biological process: regulation of glucose metabolic process; protein phosphorylation. The record is from RefSeq and is a predicted model, not a curated record. Bases 284 to 1504 code for a protein of 406 amino acids. Gene Ontology annotation, cellular component: mitochondrion. Gene Ontology annotation, molecular function: pyruvate dehydrogenase (acetyl-transferring) kinase activity.
GGCAGAAGUUGCAAUCGAAGACAAAAACUUGACACGUAUUUCGCAGGUCUGAAUUGAUAAACAAUGUAGACACAGGAAGACCAAUUGGAGGAUUAUUGCUUCAAUAUCAGCCAUAAAGCCGUAUGGACAACAAGCGUUCAUCUCGCUCCGUGUCCUGCGGGCGCAGACCGGUGACCUCACCGCCUCGACUCAACCGUCAACACCAAGCGUUCGAUUGUCAACAUUACAGGCAAUGAACGGUAGUGCGUCUCGGGAUUCGUGAAGGUCCAAUUAAGGCAUCAAAAUGAGGUUGUUGAUGUCUCUACUGAAGAACACCAAUCCCAAAGUGGAAUAUUACUCCAGGUUCUCACCGUCUCCGCUCUCCAUCAAACAGUUUUUGGAUUUCGGCAGGGAGAAUGCAUGUGAGAAAACAUCAUACAUGUUCCUGCGUAAGGAGCUGCCGGUGCGUCUGGCCAACACCAUGCGAGAGGUCAACCUGCUGCCCGAUAAGCUACUCAGCCAGCCGUCCAUCCGUCUGGUCCAAAAAUGGUACAUGCAAAGCUUCGUGGAGCUGCUGGAUUAUGAGAACCGGAAGCCUGAGAAUCCUCAUGCGCUGAACGACUUCCUGGAGCUUUUGAUCGAGAUCCGGAACCGUCACAACGAUGUGAUUCCGACCAUGGCGCAAGGCGUUGUCGAGUACAAGGAAAAGUUUGGCUUCGACCCCUUCAUCAGCAGCAACAUCCAAUAUUUCCUCGAUCGCUUCUACACCAAUCGCAUCUCCUUCCGCAUGCUCAUCAAUCAGCAUACGCUCCUGUUCGGUAACGACACCAACCCGGCUCAUCCCAAACACAUCGGCAGUAUUGAUCCCACCUGCUGCGUGGCUGAAGUUGUCAGUGAUGCUUAUGACACUGCCAAAAUGCUUUGUGAGAAGUACUACUCGGCUGCUCCUGAGCUCCACAUUGAAGAGUUUAACAUGAAGAGCCCCAAAAGGUCCAUCCAGGUGGUCUAUGUUCCCUCUCAUCUAUUCCACAUGCUGUUUGAACUCUUCAAGAACUCAAUGAGAGCCACAGUGGAGCUUCAUGAGAACAGCACAAAGGGAUUACCCCCAGUGAAAGCAAAAGUCACUCUUGGUAAAGAGGAUCUGUCCAUAAAGAUCAGUGACAGAGGUGGAGGAGUUCCUCUCAGGAAGAUCGACCGCCUUUUCCACUACAUGUACUCCACCGCCCCGACGCCCAGCCUGGAGCCAGGCGCCGUCCCGCUGGCCGGUUUUGGCUACGGUUUACCCAUUUCUAGGCUCUACGCCCGAUACUUCCAAGGUGAUCUGAAGCUCUACUCUAUGGAGGGUGUGGGCACGGAUGCUGUCAUCUAUUUGAAGGCUCUGUCGAGCGAGUCCUUUGAGCGUCUUCCCGUCUUCAACAAGUCAGCGUGGCGACAUUACACCACCAGCCCCGAAGCGGACGACUGGAGCAACCCCAGCAAGGAACCGCGCGAUGCCAGCAAGUCCAAAUACAAAACCAACAGAUAACUCAGCACACCCCUUUGCCAUCAAAAUAUCCGUCUUUAGUAUCGAUGUCAUCCAGCAGGUCUCGUUUCAUUAAGAACCGGCGACGCCCGCUCAAAUAUCCUUUCACCUUUGGUGUGCUGCUUGGCCUACCUUAGCUUGGCGCAGUGAGUCUUCAUCAGCCAAAGGUCAUUUUGGCUUCUCCCCUCACACCCUGGCUUCGGGUUUCUUCGAGAGGUACCUUUGACCGGACGCACAAAAAGGCCAGUGUGGUAGGAGCAGUUGUAUUUGGGAGUCUUGUUUCAGUCAAGAUGGGAUUCUGCAACUCAGAUAAAGCCUUACUAUUGAUUAUUAUGUUUUAGGUUUAGAACAGCAAUUUUUUAUUUUAUCUCAUGAGCAAACACACCACUUGUAAACAUUUAUCAGCUUUUUCCACUGGAUUGCUUUUCUUUUACUGUAAUUAUUUUGACUUCAGAAAAAGUCAUUCCUUUUAAUCAAGCAGCACAUAAAUGUUUUGAAGGCUGCAAAAUCAAAUACUGCUGAAUUGAACAGUACAAAACAGUGCACUUUACUCAUAUUACACUGAAUAUAUACAUUUAAUUGUACUUAAAUUCGACUUAAUCAAUUGUAAAGAUUUUUUUAAUACGUCUUUGAAUUUCUCUCAUAAUAAUGAAAGAUUGAAAGCGGUGAAGAGAAGAGUUUGUCUUAUGACGGAUGGCCUGUUUAAGCCUUAUUUGCAUCUGUUCUUUAUAUAUAUUGAAGAAGAACUCCAGUCUGUACAUCUAACUAUAAAUAAUAUAUUUGUUGCAUAUGUAUGCAGCAGGCCAGCUAGUGCUGGAGCGAUGGCUUUCAUUUUCCCCAUCUCACAGCUUCAAAUGAUGUAUUAAUAUGCAUGAACUGUGAUGGUGACCAUAUGCAAUCAUCAACCAAAAAGCCAGCGAGAGCAAAGAUUUGAUUCACCUUUGGUCAAACAUGACAAUAAAUAAAAAAAAAAAAAUAGAUGUCGUGCGUGAUGUGUGUAAGGA